AUGGGUGCCAAUGCCCGUGGACACACAUACAUUGCUGUGAGCACUGCGCUUGUCGUAUUGUCCACGGUUAUUGUUGGCAUUCGUGUUGCUGCGCGAGGGAUCAAGUCAAACCUGGGAUGGGAUGACUAUAUGAUAUCAUGCUCGGGCAAGCCAUUUUCUGUACAGUCCCUAACUCACAGCGAGUGUUUCUUCGCAAACGAAAUCUCAUACACCCUCCUUGUCCCUACUAUAAAAGUCUCCAUCCUGUUACUCUACCGUCGAAUCUUCAGCGUCCCCAAAUUCCAACUUGCUAGUCUACUCGCCGGCGGCCUAGUCCUAGCAUGGUGUCUUGCAGUUUUCAUCACCGUCCUCGUUCAAUGUCGUCCGAUUUCUUUCAACUGGAACAAAAACCAGUCCGGCACUUGCAUCAACGCGAAAUCAUUCUUCUUCGGGAAUGCGAUAUCCAAUCUUCUCAUUGACGUGGUCAUCCUCGCUUUGCCGAUUCCCAUGGUCUUACAACUCCAACUACGCCUAUCGCAGAAGCUGACCAUUCUGGGUAUCUUUCUUCUCGGUGGUUUUGUAUGUGUCGCGAGUGUCAUGCGCGUGGUUACGCUCGAUAUUUUCAAUGACGAUACGUCAUGUGCGUUUGCUCGAAAUUUCCCCUGCAUCCGAAAUAACGUAACUGAUGUCCGGUUCAUUCUAGAUUCUAUCAUGGAGGCCGCUACCUGGACCUUCGUCGAGCCUUGCGUCGGUAUUAUUUGCGCUUGUUUGCCAACUAUGCGUCCGUUGCUGCGAGCGUUGUGCUGUUCGUUCUCGUGGAGUACGGGGGAUUCUAAGGACGCGCCUGUUGGUAAGAAUUAUGGGAUGCAGAGGAUAUCUAGGUCUGACAUGAAUAAUGACGAAGCAUGGGGCCAUGACCGGUUCGGUGAUGAAUAUGCGUUGACGGCAGGAAGCUCGAAAUCGAGGGUCCAUGUGGAUGACGCUUUAUAG
Molecule: messenger RNA, 969 nt
Organism: Penicillium mononematosum
Lineage: Eukaryota; Fungi; Ascomycota; Eurotiomycetes; Eurotiales; Aspergillaceae
Exons: 4
Coding region: 1-969 (322 amino acids)
Source: RefSeq, a predicted model, not a curated record